Molecule: messenger RNA, 1063 nt
Organism: Onychostoma macrolepis
Lineage: Eukaryota; Metazoa; Chordata; Actinopteri; Cypriniformes; Cyprinidae
Exons: 6
Coding region: 44-901 (285 amino acids)
Source: RefSeq, a predicted model, not a curated record
AAUGUUGUCCAUCUAGACAUUGCACCCAUGCCAGACCACAGAGAUGGUGUUUUUUUUAUUUUUCUUCUUGCCUACAGAGGCAAAGGCCUCAUGGAAUGCCUCAAUACGCUUUGUGAAGAUUGCUGUUUGCAGACCAGGCAUACAAGGCAACAUGAUUAUAUUUUGGAGAUCCACACUCUUCACUAAUGUGUCUUCUGGCCAGUCCCUGUCCACAUCAGUCUGUCCAUUGACUGGUCUCUUGAGGAUGAUGAUCUUCAGGAACCUCCUUUCAGUAGUCUUGAAGUCCUUCCUCCUGAAGACCAGCAGGCUCAAACCUCUCCAGCUUACAAACGGAAACGCUUGGAGAGUGACCUUGAGCCUAUUAGAGAGAGUAAUGAUAAUCAGGAGAGACAGAAGAGGAGAAAGAGUAGCUUGGAGAAGCUGUCCUCUCUUCAUUUGUUUGACCGAAGCAGCAGUUCAAGGUCAGGGUCAGAGAGUGGAGGACCAGAUUACUGCAGCUAUUGGUGAGAGACAAGCUGAGGAUGAAACCAAGCAGUCAUCUCUUAUCAUUGGCCGAAAGAGAAAGCAAUGUCCUCUCAGCGAUCAGUUGUACGACUCCCAUCAUAGUACACCACCAACAUCCAGCACCAAUGCUGCUGAGAACAAUCUGCCCGUUGGUGCUGGUGAAGAGCAUGAGAUGCCAAUGAGAAAGAAAAGGAGGUCAGAGAGUUUUGAGAAGCUGCUGUCUCUUAAAUCUGUCAAGUGGAGCAGUGGCUCAGACCAGGCAAUGAUAUACUCCAUUUCCUGGUCUGUAGAGGAUCUAGAGGAACCUCUUUCCAGUGACCUUGAAGACCUUCCUCCUGCAGAUCAGCAGGUUCAAAGCCCUCCAGCUCCAGUCAACCACAGUCCAAUAACAUUCUGAGCCCGUAUGAAAUGGGCAAAAUGCUUGGUGAGGGAGGAUGUGGCUGCGUCUAUGAAGGGAAACACUUGGAGGAUGACCUUGAGGUACUGUCAUGUUCUUAUAAUAUUUAACUACAUUGUUUUGUCUCACUAUUUCCAUUGUACAUCAUCUCAGUGUAUAUUA